Molecule: messenger RNA, 282 nt
Organism: Prionailurus viverrinus (fishing cat)
Lineage: Eukaryota; Metazoa; Chordata; Mammalia; Carnivora; Felidae
Gene: SCGB2A2
Product: secretoglobin family 2A member 2
Exons: 3
Coding region: 1-282 (93 amino acids)
Biological process (GO): androgen receptor signaling pathway
Source: RefSeq, a predicted model, not a curated record
AUGAAGCUGCUGAGAGUCCUUGUGCUGAUUGCCCUCCCCCUUUACUGCUUUGCUGGUUCUGGAUGCCUAUUUCUAGAGGAAGUGGUUAACAAAACAAUCAGUCCUGAAGUGAGCAUUAGUGAAUACCAAAAUUUUCUUCAGGAUUUUGUUCAGACUACUGAGGAAAAAGAGGCCUUGGCUGAUUUGAAGCAGUGUUUUCUCAACCAGUCAAACGAAACUCUGCACAACUAUGCACAGAUGAUGCAAAUAAUGUAUUCCAGUGAGUCGUGUGCCUCUUUUUAA